AAUAAUUCCCCAAGAAUAAUUAAAAACAAAUGAGGGAAUAGACAAAUAGUCAUCGCUUCACCCUCUUUGCGUUGUCUGGGCCUUACCUCUGUCCUUCACACUCUUUCCUUCUUCAAAGUUUUUCUCUUUGUUCUCUCACUAUAAACUCUUGUAGAUUUAUCGAAGCUCAAACUCUUUUCUCUGUCUCCAUCUCUCAGGUUAAAGAACUAUUUGUAUAGCUGUGAGAAGACUAAGAGUGUUGUUGAAGAUGAAGAAGCCAUCAAGCAGAAGCCAAAGAGGGAGCAGAGGUAUCAAAGGGAAGCAUGUCCUGCAGAUAUGUGUUCUGCUUGGAGUUUGCAUCUGGUUAGUCUAUCAAGUGAAGUAUUCUCAUGAUAAGAAGAAGGAAUUCUAUGAGACAGAUGGCAAGAAGUUGUUAGAGAAGGAAGAUGGGUUGGUGAAGCUUGGGAGAAAAGAUCUUCUUCCCGGUUAUCAUAACCAGAACGAGAAGGAGAAACAUGUGGAAGAAGACGAGGAUGAAGAAGAGAAAGAGAGCAAGAGUAAAGUAGAGAAUGGUACUCAUGAGGAGGAGGAAGAGAAGGAAGAAGAUGAAGUAGCUGAGGAGGAUGACGAAGAUAAGAGCAAGCUAGGAGAGGAAGUAGGUGAAGAGGAUGAGGAUGAAAGCAAGCAUGAGGAAGAUGAUAUCGAUGAACAAGAUCAAAGUAAGACGGCUGGAGAUAAAGAUGAUGAAUCGCUUGAAGAAGAGAAGGAGAGUGAUGAGAAAGAAAAAGAAAAAGAGAGUAAUAAUGCAGAUGAGACUGAUAUGACCGUUGAUGAGGCGCGCGAGGAGCAUUACAAGGCUGAUGAUGCUUCCAGUGCAGUGUCUCAUGAGUCUCGGAUACUGAACACUGAGAAAUUAAAUGAAAGUUCUGAUAAUUCAACAGGAACAGCUCAGGAGAACAAUACUAAUGCCACUGUAAGCGAGGUAGAGGUUCAGAAGGAACCUGUCUUGAAGUUAGGAGAAGCUGUUGAAGAUGAAACAACCACAGAAGUGAAAGAUGGUGACAGUGAAUCCUCCACUUCCGAAGCAAAAAGCGUGGUGACUGAAUCCAGAGGUGAAACAACAGUCAAUGUGAAUUCAACAAAAGCAGUUCUUGAAGCUUCAGGGUAUCUGCAGAAUGAAACAAAAAUCAUGCAAGAACGGAGUCAAGAAGAUGGUUCACCUCCUUCUGAGUUACAGACUGUCAUCAAACUUGAGCAGACCCGUAAUGAGUCUGAUCCCAACGUCACUGUUUCUGCAAACGUUACCAACAUAGAUCCCAUUCAAGAUGAGUCCAGGAACUCGACUUCAGAUUCUUCUUUAAUUGAAAACAUCUCAGGCUCGAACACAACUGAGGUGAAGGAGAAUACAAGGUCUGAAGGUAGUGAUGAUGAAACAGUUGAAUAUAAGGAAAGUUCAAACCAGUUCUCCACAGAGCAAAAGGACGAAGUAGAUGAUACUCCUGAAAGCACAAUGUUGCAAGAAGAGAGAGAAGCUCUCACUGAUCCACAAACUCUGCCGGAUAUAAGAAUAGAAGGGAAUGAAGAAGAUGAAGAAGAAGUGAUCUCAGCAGAGUAAAAUGAAGCUGGAUAAGUUAUGUCUAUGGAGUUUUCUGCUUUUGUAGCUAUGUCUAGUAAAAGCUUAAAUGUAUGCCUGUCUCUGUUGGUUCCCCAAAACUGUAUAUUAAUCUUCAACUUUGGCUA
Brassica napus (rape) is the source of this 1719-nucleotide messenger RNA. RefSeq names its product cilia- and flagella-associated protein 251-like. The transcript has 2 exons. NCBI's taxonomy places the organism in Eukaryota, Viridiplantae, Streptophyta, Magnoliopsida, Brassicales, Brassicaceae. The record is from RefSeq and is a predicted model, not a curated record. Bases 248 to 1594 code for a protein of 448 amino acids.